UUGAUUACAGCCUCAAUCCUCAAUGAAUAAUUAUUUGCCUUCGCGGUGAUUGUGCACCCCCUGGGGAUAAUGAAAGACACGUGAGAAUACAGCGUGGGCUCUCUCACGCCUCUCCGUACACACACACACACACACACACACACACACUCAUAUAAAGCCUGAAUCUCAAUCGCAGCAUCGCCAAAGGGAGCUCUCUCCCGCGCACGAUUCUCCACACAAGAUAAGAUGAGAUGACAGGAUCUCCACCAUCAUGCCAAACGACACAGACGUGCCGCUACUGGUGUGUGAAUUGGGACGCGGAUCUCGCAUCUCUCUCGCCACCGUCUAUUCCUUCAUGUGCGUUCUGGGAACCGUCCUCAAUCUCCUGGUCAUCUAUUUAGUGGUCACGUUCAAGAAGCUCCGCACAGCCAGCAAUGCGUUCAUAGUCAACGGCUGUGUGGCAGAUCUGCUGGUCUGUGCUUUUUGGAUGCCCCAUGAAGCGGUGGCCACUUCCACAGGGACUCUUUUAGUGGUGGGUUACCAGGCAUUCAAGGAAGCCCUGCUGUUUUUGGGAAUCACCGUGUCGCUGCUUUCGCAUUCUCUUAUUGCAGUCAACAGGUACGUUCUGAUCACCAAAACACCUGCUGUGUAUCAAAGUCUCUAUCAGAAGAGAAACACAGAAUGGAUGAUUGCAGGAUCAUGGCUCGUCUCUUUGGGCUCCCUGUUCCCUUGGCUCACGUCUUUUCGGUAUCCGACGAAAAGUUGUCACGACUCUGCCGACGGAUCUUUCGCAGUCGUGUCCGUUUUGUCCAGUCGUUUCGCGGCUGGGACUUUGGCGUUCACCAUCAUCGGACAGACUCUUGUGGUGGUUUAUUGCUACUUUAAAAUCUUCCGUCGUGUGCAAAUAAGCGUGAAGAGGGUUAGCAUUUUAAAUUUCCAAAUCGUGAACAAUCUGCCUUAUUCGUUCCCUAGAAAGGACAAGCGACUCGGGUUUUAUGUCCUUGCGGUGUGUUUUAUCUUUAUUUUCACAACCGAACCCCUUUUUUGGGUUCUCGUUGCUGGAUUGUUCGUCCCAGUGUCUGUCGCACUUUGGACUUCGACUUGGAUUGUGUUUUGCACCAUAUUUGUUUCCAAUCCGUUCCUGUACACGUGGAAGAACGAGGAGUUUCGGAAGUCCUUCAGGUCGGUGAUGAGAGGAGAUUUCUUGCGGGGGUCCACGGUUGGAGUCGAGCCCAUCACGAUCAAUACUAUUUCUCAUAUCUUUCCCAGACAAAACAGCCGAAGGGCGUUUCUGGGGGAGAUGAACUGAGAUAAACAUGCACGAUUGGUUGUGUCGACAAAAAUUCGCUUGUGCCUGUUGAAGAUGCUUCUACAAUCUGCUGUUUUAUUCUGUCGAUCAGGAUUAAGCUGCAUGUGUUUACUGUGAUUUGUAAAGCCAGGGUUUUGUAAUAUUUUUGUGGAAGUGUGAGGUGUUUUUGCACAGCUGUGAAUGCGACACUGUCACUUUUUUUAAA
Messenger RNA from Danio aesculapii, 1493 nucleotides. RefSeq names its product G protein-coupled receptor 88 (gene gpr88). The coding region runs from base 251 to 1288 and encodes 345 amino acids. The record is from RefSeq and is a predicted model, not a curated record. The transcript has a single exon. Gene Ontology annotation, biological process: G protein-coupled receptor signaling pathway. Gene Ontology annotation, molecular function: G protein-coupled receptor activity. Lineage: Eukaryota; Metazoa; Chordata; Actinopteri; Cypriniformes; Danionidae. Gene Ontology annotation, cellular component: membrane.